AUGGCACGAGCGGCCGUCCUCCCUCCAUCCCCUGCUAAGCGAGGGACGCGCACGGCACCUCGAUCAACUUUAACCAAGACCACUGCCAGCUCUCAGGCCAAAGUUGUGACCGAACCGAAGAGGAAAGGUGUGACUAAGACGACAACGGCCAGGAAAAACACGCUAGCGAAUGUCGACAUUGAUUCAGAUGAUACCGAGGAUGAGCUUGGUAUGAUGAUGAAGGAACAAGAUCAAAAGCCAGCACGACCCCGAGGGCGACCAUCAGCUCGCUCGGCAACCAAGGCCUCAACAGCGGCGGCAUCCUCAGCAUCAACAACCACUACUCGGGGCAGGAACGUCACGCCGGUGGCAGUUCUGCCUGAAUCCCCCGCCGAAAGCGAUGGAGAUGAUAACGAGGCUUCAAAAAAAGAGCCAGUAAAGAAACGGGCGGGUAGACCGAGGAAGAACGCUGUGCCAGAGACAACCACCGCGGCCAAAACCGAGACAACACCAAAGCCCCGGGGGCGACCAAAGGGAUCAACAACGACCAAGACCACUUCAACUACUCGCAAGAAUACUCGAACUGUACCCGAGUCGGAGGCCGUAGCCGAAAAUGCCCUCACUAGGCACAUUCGCAUUGCGACAAACUCGACGACUAUGCGAUCGAAUAUUCUACGUGGCCGCGCCAAAAAGAAAACCGUCACCUUCCAAGAGCCAUCUGACUCGGAAUCCGAUGAGUUGAAAGGUCCUUCAGCUGCAGCUGCAGCUGCAGCUGGAAACAAGAAGGUCGAGGCAGCGGCUACUAACAAAGCUGGUCUGGGGGCGACACCAAUGCGCAAGACCACGGGAGCAGCUGUGCGUGGACGAAAGUCCGCCGCAGUGAAGAAGGGCGCAGCCAAACCUCUGUCUCCUAAGAAGGACAAGCAGGUCGCCAAGUCGCUCUCCGCAUACGCUAGCUCUGAUGGCGAAGAGGAUGAAUUGAGUUCAGCGAAAUAUGACAUCACGAGUCCAGUCAAGUUGGUUAUUCAUCCGCCAGUCAAAGAGGGCACAGAAGCCACAGGAUUGAGCUCGCCUGUGCGCAGGAUCAAUUUAACCCCCAAGAAGGCAUCCAGUCUAGUCGAUGAGAAUGGUGAACUUAAACCUGCCACGCCAAAGAACGGGUCAUCGACCACCGGGUUGAGCUCGCCUGUCAGGAAAAUCAACUUCACACCUAAUCGCAGCGUCAAUGCCGUGGCUGAUAAUGGCCAUCUGGCUUUGCCUCCUGGCAAGUCAGUUGAUUUCAGCGAAUCGGUGUUUAUGUCCAGCCCUGCCAGACGACCGGAAGCUUCCCCAUUCCACUUCUCUCUUCGGGAUACACCGAAUCGUGGCCUGCUCUUCCGGGAAGACGCCAAAUCUGUUGCUGAGCCGGAUCUCGGCCAAGGUCCAGCGUCGCCGCUGAAGAUGUCGCCAAAGAAAGCCAACCUGGGUGCGUCGUUCUCUCUGUCUCCAAGCAAGGCGUCCACUCCGUUCUCUGCCAAGACAUCUCUUAUCCAAAGCCCGCCAAAGAGAAUUCCCUCUCCUUUUAAGGGCUCUCUCUUCCCAUCAAAGAGCUCGGUCAACGCAGUCCCUACUUUGGAUGAUGACCCUACAAUCGACCUCCCCGUCUCCGAAUCAAAGCAGAACUUGCUACCCACUGAGGGCUUUGGGCACGAAGACCUCACCGUGGAUCAAGACAUUGAGAUGGUCGAGGAGGUGGCUCGGGAUAUCUUUGGUAUUGAACUACAAUGUUACGGCAGAAGCUCGUCUGUAUCAUUCUCACCGCAGGAAUGCUCUGCAGCUGAAGAACCCCUUGAGCUCGAACCGGCCGAUGAUACCUUUGAUGAGCCUGAAACCGUCGAGAGUUGUGCCGAGGAUAUUGAUAUCGAUGAAAAGCUUCAAGAGCUACAAGAAGAGAUCCGCCGUGAGCCAGAGGACUUUGGGACAAUCUGCUUCAAUACUAUGGAAGAACUCCAGAAGCCGUUCCAAAAUCUCCCCGAGGUGCAAAAUGUGGAACACAAUCUCAUUUUAAAUGAUCUUGAUGAUACUAUGGAGACGGAUGUAGAGGAAGAAGACAUCCCAGAAUCAAGUGCUGUCCCAGAAGUUCAUUCCGAAGAGGUGGCGCAAAUGGACACACCAGAUGGCGAACCAGAGCAGCAACUUUCUUCGCCCUCAGACCCGACCCUUGGGCUGGCUGAUCGCGAAGACGCGCAGUCCCCCACGCCUGUGCCCCAAAUUCUUGAAGAAUAUAUUGAUCUCGCCCGCCAUGCACGGGAAGACCUUGAAGCGAACGAAGCGGAAGAGGCUGGAACUGAAUCUGAUCAUUCGGAGUAUAAUGAACCCGCACUUACGCAAGAUGAAUACACUGUCCAAGUCUUGUCUCUGCUGGGCACUCCCCAGCGUGUUCGCGAGGCUGAAGCUAUUGAAAGUCCGCUGCAGUCGACACAAUCGAUCCCUCCUGUGGCUCUUACUCCUCCUACUCGUGAAAUGAGCAUCGUGUCCCCCAAUGAGCAGGAUAGCGCCAAAUCGAAAGACUGGAUUUUCGACAUCAAUACUGACGCGCGCAUGCCGGUCGAGAAUAGCUUUUUGGAUACCACCCAGACCGAGAUUCCUUCCCCUACCGGCCAUGCCAUCUGCGAUACUCCCAACUUUGCUGGCAAGCGACAGUCGCUUGUCAACGUUGACAGUGGGUUUACGCCUUUGGCGCGCAAGUUUGAUAGCUGGGAAACCAAUACUCCCUCUCAAGCUAAGCCAAACCGAACACGUCGCCGUGGCGUUUUCUCGCUUGUGGGACCUUUAGAGAAGCCUGGGGAACAUGCUACACCGGUACAGGACGAUGUGUCCUAUCCUGAUCUUUCGCGCACGCCACUUGCAGAUACGCCAAGUUUGUCUGCAGAAUUACCUCUUCAGGCUAAGAACGAUGUUGUUUCCACGCCCCCUCAGUCCCCUCACACCCCCAAAUCUGCCGUUCCUCAACAGGAGCCUUCUGAGAUGUACUCGCCAAUCCGACUUGACAUCUUUGAAGACCCCGAGUUUUCCGAUUUUGAGGUGAUGGUGCCCGAGCAACUGCAGCCUGCUGAGGGUAGGAGGGCCCCCGAAUCGACUGAAGCGCAGGACGAAGGUCCUCUGUCUGAUGAUGAUGAUAAAGAGAAUUGUCAUUCCCCAGUCAUCGUACCUACCACUCCGAUUAGAAGAGGGAUCGAUCACCUUCGAACGGUUCACACUGUGUCCAAGGUGCCCUUGAAGGGUGAGGGUGAGGUUUCUCCUCUGAAGCUGCCCCGUAAACGAGGCCAUUCGCUCGAGAGCAGGUCUCCUACCCGCGCGUCGCCUCGCAUGCGCAAGCCCGUCAGAUUCCAUGGCAGUGAGAUUGUACCAACAUUUUCCCCACACAAGGCACCGCGAGCUUCGCGAAGCCCCAGCCCUAAGCGUCGCUGCAGCACCCCUAGGGGUUCUAUUGGGGCGCAGCCUGACGUUCGAGUGCCCCAGUCUCCAUCUGUGGCUUCCAGCGCCGGCAAGACUCCUCGCAGGAAGAGUAUGACCAGCCAGCAAGCACUCCGUGGUGCUGUUGUGUACGUGGAUGUUCAUACGACCGAAGGCGAAGAUGCAUCAGGAAUUUUUGUUGAGCUUUUGCAGCAAAUGGGUGCUCGUUGUUUCAGGUCGUGGUCAUGGAAUCCUCGUUCUAGCAUGUCCCCUGUCGAUGGUGUCGAUCCCAAAGAAUCCAAAGUGGGGAUCACUCACGUCGUGUACAAGGAUGGUGGUCUUCGCACUCUGGAAAAGGUCAAGCACGCUGGCGGCUUGGUGAAAUGUGUCGGAGUUGGUUGGGUUCUUGAUUGCGAGAGAGAAAAUAAGUGGCUUGACGAGACCCCAUAUAUGGUCGACAGCUCUAUCAUUCCCCGCGGUGGCGCGAAGCGCCGCAAGAGCAUGGAGCCUCGUGCCUUGAGUAACGUCAAUGGCACUUUGGUCCGCGUCCCUGAACCAUCUACCCCAUCUGCCAGUGGACGCCGCUGUGGUGCAGACCGAGGUGCGGUGGAGGGAUUCCGAAAAAUCACUCCCCCAACUCCUCUCGCCGGGAUCCCAACGACCCCCGUUCAGAAAUCUGAGCGUUAUCACAUUCCCGCCACUCCGGGCUACAACUUUGACAACCUCGACGCAAUCGGCAUGUCCCCUGCCACCCCCUACUUCCUCUCCAAUCGUGCCAAGUUGGUACAGAAGUCCUGCCCACCCAAGCAGAGCAACCGUGGUCUGUUCGAAGGGACAGACAGACCUAUCUUUAGUCUUGAACAAGACGACGAAGUCGAGUCAAGGCGUCAACAGCGCGCUCGUAUGGAAGCUGCUCGGCGUAAGAGUCACUUCUACAAGCCUUCUGCUGAAAGUCCGCUUGGAAAGUGA
Penicillium subrubescens is the source of this 4383-nucleotide messenger RNA. RefSeq lists its product as uncharacterized. The record is from RefSeq and is a predicted model, not a curated record. NCBI's taxonomy places the organism in Eukaryota, Fungi, Ascomycota, Eurotiomycetes, Eurotiales, Aspergillaceae. The coding region runs from base 1 to 4383 and encodes 1460 amino acids. Gene Ontology annotation, biological process: mitotic cell cycle. The transcript has 2 exons. Gene Ontology annotation, molecular function: DNA binding.